Molecule: messenger RNA, 1509 nt
Organism: Prunus armeniaca (apricot)
Lineage: Eukaryota; Viridiplantae; Streptophyta; Magnoliopsida; Rosales; Rosaceae
Source: the annotation of a GenBank genome assembly
AUGAUAAGACAGAGAAACCCAAGAACUCAAAUUUCAAGUCCACGCCUUACAAAGAAAGCAAAACAAGAAGAGGAAGAAGACAUGAUUGCCAACUUACCAGACGAUGUUCUUAGCCACAUUCUCUCAUUGUUACCAACCAAACAUGCCGUGGCCACUACCGUGCUCUCCAAGAAAUGGACCAACCUAUGGACUUCUGCUUCCUUCUUCAAGCUCGACCUUGACGACAGACUACUACUGCGGCCCAAAAGCCUCACAUCGAUGCCUAAUCACGCGUCCUUAUUUGCCAACUUCGUGAACCACGUCCUUGGCCUCAUCAAUUUGCCAUGCGUACAAAAAAUCACAUUCUUUUGCUCCGACUCUUACGAUUUGAAUCUCAUAAAUUCUUGGUUGCUUGUUGCAUGCACAUCCAACGUUGUUGAGGUCGACAUCAGAAUUCCUUACACUCAAAAUCCUAUCGAAUUGCCUCAAAUCUUGUAUGCUAGUAGGUCGCUUCGGGUACUAAAACUAAAUGCGAAUAUAAGGCUGGAUUUUCCUCCAGAUUACGUGUGUUUUCCGAGCCUAAAGGUUCUUUGGAUAAAAGUUUAUAACCAAGAUGGUAUUACGUUUACGCAGAAGCUUUUCCAUAUCUGCUUUGUGCUUGAAGAUUUGUUCAUGGAGAGUGACAUAUUGAACAAGGAAAGGGAAGUGGUUUUCACGGUAAAAUCGAAUACACUUAAGAGGUUGAAAAUUGAAUGCUUGGUGCAUAGUUUCGACAUCGAGUAUAGCUUUGUGGUAGAUUGCCCAAACCUUGAGCACCUUGAUCUCUGCGAUGACUUCUUGGCCAAGUAUAAAAUCGAUAUGGAUUUGAAGGUACUUGAUGAUGCAAAGAUUUGUAUUGGACUCCCUUCUGCAGAUUAUGGUGCCUUUGAACUUUAUUUCGAGGUAAAGCACUCUAACCGUGCUUUUGAGCUUCUUGAAGCACUCUCAAAUGUCAAGUCCUUAUCAUUGUCUGGAUGUACUACUGGGGCUGUCAGCUAUUCCUAUGAGACUGUGGAACACACUGAUUCUGAUGAAAAUGAAGAUGGAAUUGCACUACGGAUCCGCUUGAGAAAUUUCAUGCUCAAAUUUCCUUUCCUUAGGCGUUUGGAGCUGGGUUUCCGCACCAGUGAGAGUUGGAACACAUUGACCUUAUUGCUACAUAGCUCGCCUAAUCUGCAGCAUCUUAUCUUGAGAAAGGAACUAAAUGGAUACUCUGUUGGUUAUAAAAGAUUUUCUUAUGGAAUGCCCAAAGGAUCGGUGCCGGAAUGUUUGUUGCGUCACCUUAAAGAAAUGGAGAUUUGGGGAUUUGAGGGGGUGAAAUAUGACUUGCCAAUGGUAGAGUUCUUUUUGGGGAAUGCAGAAGUCUUGCAAAAGAUGAAAAUUUAUGUCCACAAAUUAUCAUCAGAUGAAGAGAUUAUGCUCAGCGAGCAUGUGUUGGAAAUUCCAAAAGUUUCAGAAGCAUGUCAAGUGGAGAUCAAAUAUGAAUAUUAA